UAGUUACUUUGCUAAUUAACAAAACUGCUCCUUGUUUACCAGAGUUUAGAGCAUAUCUGUAUAUCUAAGCUUUAGCUUAUUUGUUUAGUUCCUUUUCUCUUUGAAGGCUUGUGUGAAAAACGUUUUACAUUCAUUUCGGAAGCUAGAAUAUCUAGAUAUAUCAGAUUAUUGAUUGCAAUAGAAAAAAAGGUUCUAUUUUCAAGAGUGUCUUUUACGUAAAUAAAGACAUGAAUGACCAUCGCUGUUGUGUUAAGCUUAUGUUCAAGCCUGAAUUUUUUCAGGCGUUACUUUGACAACUGCGUUAAGUUGUGUACAUAAAUGCAAUGAUCAAUCGCGUCUUUACGUCUUUCUCCACCGUUCAAAUUUAGGCGUUUCACUUGGUCACUUGCCGUCUCUUUUACAAUGGAAGCAAUAUUAGUUUCUCGAUUUGUACAUAGUGUGUCCAAUUCGCACAGCCUAUUAAAUAUCACGAGCAAUUUAUUUAUUUCGUGAUGGAUGUUUGCUUGUUAUGUGUACAUUAGAGAAGAAGGAACUUAAAUCCACCUUAAGAAUUCUGAUGCUGAGAAAGGUGUCUAAUUGGUGCAAACAUUUGCAUCCUUGUUUGUAAGGAGGUAUCAACUUUCAGUGCUAUAUUUUGCAGGUGGCAAUGGUGGAAAUUCAACUAGAACCUGGCAUCCCUCAAGAACUAUUGAUAGCAUUCAGUGUGAUGACUACCGUUCUUAUUUCAGUACAUGUCUUUGCACUCAUGAUAUCUGUCUGCAUUCUUCCGAAUAUCGAGGGAGUGGCAAAUAUUCAGUGUCAGGGAACUCAAAUGGUACGUGAUUCACCACAUGAAAAACUACAUACGCACAUAGAGAUUGCAUGGAUCUUCUCAACAGGUCUUGGGACACUUCUCUUCUUGGCAGAGAUUGCAAUACUCUGUUGGGUGAAGUUCUACAAUUACAGCAAACCUGCGGCUGUAGCAGCUUCUGUGGUGCUGGUGCCUGUGUGUAUUGUGUUUGUUUGGUUUGCUAUUCAUUUCUACAGAUCUCUUGUUCAACACAAGUAUGAAAGGUCUUUUCAGGGAAUUGAGGAACUUCAGCAGAUCGCUAACCAGCUUCACACAGACACAGGAACAUCACCAAGUUCACCUGCUCCUAGUCCAUGCCCUAAUCACAGGGUCUAACAAAACGUUUACUGCACAUUUUCAUGGUCUUGUAAUAUAACUAACAACUGGAUAUACGUUGAGAGCUCAUAAUUUUAAACCAUUUUAAUUAAAGAACACGUUUUAAAAUCUCCAAUAUGGAUAUACACUGCAAAGACAUGAAUUAUCAUUGCAGUUAUGUACAUAACUUACUGGUAAACAGCUGUGAAAAUAAAGACUGAAAAAUGAUCAUUCAUGUCUUUGCAUCUUUCUCUGUAGUUCAAAUAUAUGGUCUUUCAUUUAAUCACUUGCAUGGCUAUAUACACUCAGGAACAAAUAGUCUGUAAGAUCAGUUUGUUAAACCGUGGUGUACCAUAAAUUUAGAUCAUUCUUUCAUUUAUAAGCAUGGUCUACAUCAUCUGCACUUGUUCAAGGAUAGAAAAAGUUAAAGUUCAGGGCUUUGUGGUUUGGCGACCAUGUGUAACAUUAAAGUUUGAAACAUCUUUAUAUUCUAGGUAAAAGGGACUUAAACAAGAAAGUAUUUAUUUUAUUUUAUUGAUAACAAGUACAUUAUUGUAUUGCUCUUAAUAACUGGAGCAUAGUAGAAGUUGCUGUACAAAAAUAAUAUUAAGUUAUUAACAUUGUGAAAGGCUUAUAACAGGCUGCCAUUAGUGAUUACAGUGAACAGUAAAGAAUACGUCUAGCUUCUUUUAAACCUGAUUUUAGUUGUAAUAUGAUUUUAUUUGCUGCCAUUACAUCCAAGUUUUCCAAUCAUCAUUCAAUGACCUAACAGGCUACCUCUUGUAUAACUCAUAACAUUAUUCUUUCUGUGGUUUAGAAGGAUUGUUUGUUGACGUUUUGCUACUGGAACUCAAGAAUGUCUUGUUCAUGAAGACAGAUAGUUUAAAAGUUGUACUACUUUUAGCCAGGUUGUUUUCUUUGUUUUAAACUACACUGAUGUUCAUCACAAUAUUGUUUAAUUUUAGCUGCGGUGUACAGGGUUCUUGUGUAUUAUAUCACAUGCCUGUGGCUUCUGUUGGUAUAUAUGUACAUUUUUAGAAAAAAAAGGGAACUUAAUAACUAUCAAGUUAUAUAAAA
Orbicella faveolata is the source of this 2221-nucleotide messenger RNA. RefSeq names its product calcium release-activated calcium channel protein 1-like. The record is from RefSeq and is a predicted model, not a curated record. NCBI's taxonomy places the organism in Eukaryota, Metazoa, Cnidaria, Anthozoa, Scleractinia, Merulinidae.